This is a messenger RNA of Daktulosphaira vitifoliae (grape phylloxera), 3883 nucleotides long. RefSeq names its product F-box only protein 33-like. Gene Ontology annotation, molecular function: protein binding. Gene Ontology annotation, biological process: positive regulation of protein ubiquitination; SCF-dependent proteasomal ubiquitin-dependent protein catabolic process. The transcript is spliced from 9 exons. Bases 7 to 1512 code for a protein of 501 amino acids. NCBI's taxonomy places the organism in Eukaryota, Metazoa, Arthropoda, Insecta, Hemiptera, Phylloxeridae. The record is from RefSeq and is a predicted model, not a curated record. Gene Ontology annotation, cellular component: SCF ubiquitin ligase complex.
UUUUAAAUGCUGAAUAUGAAUUUUUUCAGCCUUGUAAACCAGUAUUUUUUAGGACUUCAAACGUACAACCAGGCCAUAGAAGAGGAGAGAAUUCUGAAGUUGCUGUUUUGUCGUAAAAAUAUGGAAAUUGUUGAUUGGAAUACUUUGCCCAGUUUGGUACUUCAUCAGAUAUUUAAAUAUCUUUUACCAGAAUCCAGACUAGCAGCUUCGUCCAUUUGUAAAAAUUGGAGAUCAGCACUUUAUCAUCCACAAUUUUGGCAUCACAUUGAUCUCAACAUUACUACAAUAUCUAAUAAUGAUAUAAAGUCUAAAGUACAAUACAUUAAUUCUUGUAUUGUUCCGUUAGUGCAAAAUAUAAGAAUUUCAGUUGAUCCCUUCAAUUUGGAAUGUUUAAAAUUAACUGUAUCUACUAUUGAUGCUCUAUUGGACAAUCAUCUGUUAAAAACUAUUGAUAUUGAAAUUGGAUACUAUACUAUGACAAGAAAUGAAAAUUUAUUCAAAAAUAGCUCUAAUAAAAUGUAUAUGAUGACACUUCAAAAUUAUCUAGAAAAUGGAAUCUUAAAAGUUUUGCAAAGAAAAAAUUUUGAAGAGUUUGGUUUUGGAUUCAUACAAUUUUUAUAUUGGCAUGAUUUGAUCCAUAUGUUAGCCAAGUAUAGUAAUCACAGUAUGAAGCGUCUAGAAAUAACAGGAUUAAAUUCAACAUUUUCAAACAAAAUUACUAAUUAUACUUGCAUAACUAACUCUACAUUAAAUAACCUCACUUUGUUGACUAAUUUACAGAAAUUGAGCCUAGACUAUAAUUCAAAUACAUGUAACUUACUGCCAGCAUUGUAUACUAUGUCUCAUUUAGAAAUACUAAGUCUACGUAUUCUAAAAAAAAUAAACUUUGAAAUCAAUGACAAUAUUUGGUUAAAUUUGAAGAAGAAUUGUCCAAAAUUAGGUUUGAGGUUAACAAUAAUUAACUGUAAAUCAGCUGUAAAGAAAUUACACAGAAAAUUGCUUUGCCCAUCAAUGCCAUUAACUCAUCUUCAAGUUUUAUUUUGUAACAUGGUCAAUGUGCAGGUAUUACGUAAGCUCUUAGAUUAUCGUAAUACAUUACAAUCCUUAAUUUGGGUUGAUGAACAUUCAAAUAAUCCCACAAGUUUAUUGGAAGGACAUUGGCACAUUGAUCGUUUUGGAGGAGAUAUUGAAACAAAUCCACUUAUUAUUUUAUCAUGGGUAUGCAGUAAACUUUCAGAACUUGUAGUUUUUGGUUAUUUUAUGGAAACAGUUGAUGUAUGUGGUAUUGCAAGAUUAAGAGGUACUAAUUUAAAACGAUUUGAAUUACUUGAAGAAGAUAUCUGUUUUAAUCGUCCAUGGAGUGUCAUGAUAUUUGAUGAUGUUGUGAAAGAUGUUUCAAAAUGGAUGGGGAAAAAUUGGAAACCAUUGAGCAAAGAGAAUGUGUUUGUAAAUCAUUCAUUAAGUCAUCUUAAAACUUCCCACUAUACUUUGAAAUAUAUUUCCAAUUGUUAGAUGUUUAAGACUUUGUAGGAUAUUGAAAAGUUUGUACCUUUCUUUGUUUAUGUUAUUUGUACUUAAUUUUUAUAAGUAUACAUAACUUAUAAGGUAUAUUUGAUGAUGGUAUAAUCUUAAAAUACCCAUAAGUUAUAGGAUAGACCUAAGAAAAUUUAUUUUACUUAAACAAUAAAUUUAUUUUUAGUUAAAAUUUGUUUUAAAAAAAUAUUUAUUUAUAGUUAAAUUUUAAAUAAAAUGAUUUAAAACCAUUCAGUAUUUACGACAGUUUUAAAAUUAAUAAUUGUUGAAAUUUUCAGCAACAUUGUUUAUUGUACUCAAAACUAUGCAUUAUAAGUAAUUUUUGUGUCAGUUUAUCUGACUUUGUGAUAAUCAUAUAGCAAUACUGUAAUAUUAAUUGAGAAAUGAUAUACAUUUACAAAAUCAUAUAAUAUUUGGAUCAACUUUACACAUUUUUUGAAAACUAAAAUUGUUUGAUUGUUAUAUUUUAUUACUUUAAAUUAAUAAAUUUAAAAAUGGUUUUCUUUUUUCUUUAAAAGCUUUAAUAUAACUUAUAGUUACCACUACUAAAAAUUAUAUACACAAAUAUUUAAAUUAAUUAAACUGAAAGGUAUUUUUACAGACUAAGGGAAAAAUCAAAUAACCAUACACUUAUAUGAAGUGAAAAUUUACUAUUUAUUUACUAAUAACAUUAAGAAUUCUUUUUAAUUUAAUAAAUUACUUGGUUUUUAUAUUAUUUUAUGUUUAUAUUAUGUUGCUGCAAUGUUGUUAGUUUUUCUUUUAAGAUUUAUUUUGUUAUUGUAUUUAAAACAAUUCUAAUUAUUCAAAAUUUAUUUAUAUUUAAUGUGAAAGUACAGAAAAAUAAAGAAAAGAAAGAAAGAUCAAUUUUUUAUGCAAUGAUCAAUCUUGAUAUUCCUUCAAAAGUAAUAUCAAACACUUUAAAUAACAAAUUGUAAACCAAUAAUCACUUAUAACUAUUUUAUUAAAACUGGACAUUAUAUUUUAUAGAUUUGUAGAUUUUUUAAUUAAAAGAAAUUCGGUGAAAUUGGUACAUCAUCCCUUAAAAAUGAUUAAUUUUUGGGUGAAAAUGAAUAUUAAUUAAUUGUAGCAUAAGUUAUAUGUAACUAUAAAUCAUUAUGAACUAAUGUCCAGUUUGAAUAGUCAUUAAUUUAAAGUGUAUUACUACUCAAAUAAAGCGUGUAAUCUCAAAAAAGCACAUUUUGCUGAAUUGACUGUGAUAACAUCUGUUUAAUUGUACAACAUUAUAGUAGUGUAUAGGCAUUUAAAACUGGCCCUGUGUUAGAACGGACCAUCAAUGUACUUGUUAUUAAUGUUAAAAAAUAUUGUUUUCGCAAUGUGUUUAUUGAAAUUUAUAUAUAUUAUGUAAAGAUCUAUGUAAAUUUUCAAGAUCUAUAUAAUGCUGUGAUUUCAAAAGAUCAUGUUCAUAAUAUUAGUUGAAACAUGGUAGGUUUUCAUUGACUAAUUUUGUAUAAGAUCUGUUUUACACUUUUAAUUAAUAAAGAAAGCAUAAUUGUAUUAUAUCAAUAUUUGAUUUGUGUGAAUUUUUGAUUAACAGUAACACAAUCUUGAUGACUGAUGAUAUUUAAUGAAUGCUGUUGUCUUUUCUUUAUGUAUAAUUUUAAUGGAUUUUUAAAUUUACAUAGCAUAAAACUAAUAUUUUAUUGUGUUAUUAAAAUAACAUGUUUAAAAUAGUCAUAAAUAUUAAGAAGAUACAUGAUAGGAUAAUUUUUGUAAUUCAUUCAAUAUUUUUUGUUUUUGUCUUGGAUUAUCCUUAAACUAUGUAAAUUUACGUUCAUAAAAUAUUAAAUUAAAAACAAUGAAUGUUUUAACAUUUUUUGUUUUACUAAUUAUUAGUACAAAUGAAUAAAUUGUGUAAAUUAAUUGUACUACUAUAUUAUAUUUAUGAUUAGAGCUUGUUGUUCACUUAUUAUAAUUUUAUUAAAAUUAUAACCAUUGUGCUUAUGAAAGUAUUCCUAGAUAUCAUAUUUUGUAGUUGUAUCACGCGUGAUGAGAGGGUCCACACAUUUUUCUUUUAUCCAAUUUUUUUUUAUGUACAUUUAUGUUUUUAAAUUUAUUAUUGAUUAUUAUGGAAAAAAUUGUCCCCAAAAACUUAACUUAUCCACUGCCAUUUGCAUCAAACAAACUAAUUGACCUCAUACUGUUAUUAUUUGUACCUAUGUACUAAUUGUUAUUUGUUUUCAAGUUGUAAUAAUAAGCAUUGUUGAACACUUUUUUUUAAAUGUUUAAAUUGUUAUAUUGUUACACAAUAAUUAUUUCAUGUGAAAACUGUUGUAAAAAAGUUAUUUAUUGAAUGUUUUCUUACAUUUAUAAAUGGUUUAUGGUUUUAUGA